Molecule: messenger RNA, 969 nt
Organism: Lotus japonicus
Lineage: Eukaryota; Viridiplantae; Streptophyta; Magnoliopsida; Fabales; Fabaceae
Exons: 9
Coding region: 1-969 (322 amino acids)
Source: RefSeq, a predicted model, not a curated record
AUGACAGACCUCAUAUCAGAUGUUUGUCUUUCAAAAGCAACAAGUUCCUUCGCUGCAAGGAUAUUACGUAUGUGGACUCUGCCUUCCUUUGACAAUCCAUCAGACAUAGGUACUAUAGACAUGGUAUUGAUGGAUCAUCAGAGUUCGAAAAUACAAGCAUCAAUAAAAGGCUCGGUUGUCAUUGAGAUCUUUAAUGUUAAACUCAUGGAAGGUGAGGUAUACCAGUUUAGUGGUUUAGCUGUUUCGGAUAUAAUCGGAUUGUUAUCUGGUCAACCUCGGCUCACUCAUUAUGGAAAGGGGAAGACGAAGAUUCUCAAUAUAGAUCUGUUAAUUGAUGGACAUAAAAUGGAGUGCGCAUUGUUUGGUGAAUACGCUGAUGAGUUUAACACAUUGCUUCAUAAUGACACUUCUCUCAGCCAAGUUGUCGUUAUUAAUAUGGCAAGAGUUAAAUUUUAUAAGGGUAAAAAUGCACUGCAAAACUCAAUGUAUGGAACAAAGAUAUUUUUCAACCCUGAUAUUCCUGAGGUCCUUGCUAUCAAGCAAAGCAUAAUGGUCAAUCAAAGUCUCACACCAUUCAACAAUCAACUCAAUGAUCCAAGCCAAUUGAAACCAGAAGAUGACUUCUUACGCCUGACGCCGAGGAUGGAUAUUGAGCAAAUGAAGGAGUGCAGAACGGCUUUUAUCCACUGUAAUGUGUUCUUUUAUUUUAAUUGUCAAGUUGGAGCAGGUUUCGUGGUCACUGCUGGUAGUGAUUACAAAGGCAAGGCUUUUAUCCACUGUAAUGUGUUCUUUUAUUUUAAUUGUCAAGUUGGAGCAGGUUUCGUGGUCACUGCUGGUAGUGAUUACAAAGGCAAGGAGGAUCAAGCAAAUUCUAAUACUUCCAAUUUGUAUUUCUAUCUUUGCAUUUUCAUUUUCUUACUACUCAGUUUGAAAAUGCCUUUACUUGGUGUUGAGGUUUUAUUUGUAUAA